AUGGAUCCACUGAUUGUUACUGGGUUUCUUCCAUCUAUUUUGCGGUUUUUGGAGGAGGAGGAUUCUGUUCCUUAUUCUAGAGAUUUUAAGAAAAAGCCCAUUUUUGUCAAUGGAGAUGAUGAGGAGUGGAAGACCUGUGCAGCUGUGCUGUGGGAUGUAAGUUUGGAUUUGAUUCUGCUUUAUUAUGCUGGGAUAUGGAAGUGGAUGACUUGGAAUAUCCGUCAAGAGGAGUUGUUGUCGUCACAAUGUACAUCAGAUGACGUGGAAGUUAACUUUCAAGAAAUGGUUGACAAAUUACAACAACGGAUGAGGCUGAAUCGUCGAACUGGGAGCGGCGAGGGCACGGAAAAGAAGAGUUGCAAAGACAACAAGAGCUACAUCCGUUCGGCGUAA
Molecule: messenger RNA, 393 nt
Organism: Fraxinus pennsylvanica
Lineage: Eukaryota; Viridiplantae; Streptophyta; Magnoliopsida; Lamiales; Oleaceae
Source: the annotation of a GenBank genome assembly